Colossoma macropomum (tambaqui) is the source of this 6138-nucleotide messenger RNA. RefSeq lists its product as uncharacterized. The record is from RefSeq and is a predicted model, not a curated record. The transcript is spliced from 25 exons. Lineage: Eukaryota; Metazoa; Chordata; Actinopteri; Characiformes; Serrasalmidae. The coding region runs from base 883 to 5655 and encodes 1590 amino acids. Gene Ontology annotation, molecular function: protein binding.
UGUGUCCCCAAUUGUUUUAUGUAUACAGACGUGUUCAGCGUGCUCCAAAGUGCAUUUCUACCUUAAAAUCUCCUCUGACCCAAAUUGUGUCAUAGUUCAGAUUUUUGUGUGUGUGUAUGGUUGCAGCACCGCCCCCCCCACCCAAAUCUGUGUAUGUUGUAAAGCGCCCCCUAAUGGAAGUGUGUGAAUUGCACCCGGGUCACAUGAUCCAUUUAGACCAAUCACUGCCCUGCUUGGAGCAAACGAGGAAGUCUGUCAGCUCAAAGCCUACUAUAAGCGUAGGCUAACGGUAGCGCUGUAUAUUAAACAUUAGCUAUGACCUUUUAGACAUUCAGUAGCUUAUAUACAGAAUACGUUUAGAAAAUCAUUUUGAUUUCUAGAAAAAUAGACAGUGAUUUUAGCAGUAAUUUAACUUUUAUUUUUUUUCUACACAAACACCGUCAUUAAAAUGUUCCUAAUAUUUAUCAUUAUGAAUAUUUAACUAGAUUGUGCUGAGCUAACGCUAACAUAUUAGCAUCAUUAAUUGGCAACUAGUGGACGUGAAAAACGCAAAUACAGUCACAAAUUGUGUAUAUAAAGUAAAAACCCUGAAAGCAGCACUGCUAAUAUCAGCAAACAUGUGCUGUGUUCAGAAUGUUCACUCAUCCCUCAUUCGCUAGUGUGAACUUAUCAGGGAGCAAUCUAUACAAUUCAGGUACAGCAGGACUAAAUGGGUUCAGACUAUGUAGUGCACUAUUUCUGUAAUAGGGACUGAAUCAAAAUGAAACCCAAAGCUCCCGCAUGGUUUUAUCCACGUUUGGCCGAGGAGGAUUUUGCCCCGAGCACAAGGGAGAACCUGCACUAAGAGCGAAGACGCUGGACAAGAAAGACUGUUAAGACAAAAUGGCAAAAAGACUGAUAAGACAAAAGCAACUUAGUCCACAGCAAGAUGCUGAGAUUUACAUCAAAAUGAAGACAGACAAGCCGGGUCUUGAGGAAAAAUUCAUCAGCUCUUUUAAAGGGCGAGGUGUAUUUUCAACUGCAAACUUUUGCAAGGGAGAUUUUGUCCUGGAGUACAGAGGGCAACUCUUAACACAAAAUCUUACCCAGAAAAAUAUUUCAGAAACAGUGUUUAUUUUUGAUUUUCAAUGGAGAGGGAAGUACUGGAGUGUGGAUGCAUCCGUUGAAGACAAGUCUUUAGGGAGGCUUGUAAAUGAUGAACACAAGAAACCAAACUGCAAAAUAAAAGUCGUUGAGGUGGAUGGAACGCCGCACCUGUGCUUAUUUGCACUUCGAGAUAUUUCACCAGGAGAAGAAAUUACCUAUAACUAUGGGGAUUCAGAUUGGCCCUGGCGCAAACAGGUUAAACCAGAAGCGUCCACUGUCAGGGCUCAUCAGAAGCUUCUUAUCACUACAGGGGAUGAGGUAAAAGAAACUCUUCCCAAGAGUUAUUCUUUGAAAUGUACAGAGACAAAAUUGACUGCUGAAAAAGUUCAAGAAAGGAGUGAGUCUCUCAGAAUUAUCGAGAGUGAGGAACAAGCAGAACCCUCCGUGAGCUGCAUCCAAAAGAAGCCUGAGACAGACUGGUCUUCCUGCCCAGUUGAGGAAGAGGCCAGCUCACAGCACAAGCCUUCAGAUGCUGGAGACGACCUGGUACGAACAAAACAUGUCAAGAGCCAUUUUGUGAGGAACAAGCAGACCAUUUCUUCACGUCAGCCUAAAGGAAGGGUUAAGUCGUUCAAGGAGUGUGUUGGAAUUACAGAGAGUGAGGAACAAGCAGAACCCUCCGUGAGCUGCAUCCCGAAGAAGCCUGAGACAGACUGGUCUUCCUGCCCCGUUGAGGAAGAGGCCAGUUCACAGCACAAGCCUUUGGAUGCUGGAGGAGACCUGGUACAGACAGAACUUUCUGAGAGGAAGCUUAUGAAGCCCAAACAGACCAUUUCAACUUCCCAAAGAGCUCAAGAAAUGGUUAAGCCACCAACAAAGUCUUUUGGAAUUAGAGAGAGUGAGGAGGAAGCAGAACCCUCCGUGAGCUGCAUCCCGAAGAAGCCUGAGACAGACUGGUCUUCCUGCCCCGUUGAGGAAGAGGCCAGUUCACAGCACAAGCCUUUGGAUGCUGGAGGAGACCUGGUACGAACAAAACAUGUCAAGAGCCAUUUUGUGAGGAACAAGCAGACCAUUUCUUCACGUCAGCCUAAAGGAAGGGUUAAGUCGUUCAAGGAGUGUGUUGGAAUUACAGAGAGUGAGGAACAAGCAGAACCCUCCGUGAGCUGCAUCCCGAAGAAGCCUGAGACAGACUGGUCUUCCUGCCCCGUUGAGGAAGAGGCCAGUUCACAGCACAAGCCUUUGGAUGCUGGAGGAGACCUGGUACAGACAGAACUUUCUGAGAGGAAGCUUAUGAAGCCCAAACAGACCAUUUCAACUUCCCAAAGAGCUCAAGAAAUGGUUAAGCCACCAACAAAGUCUUUUGGAAUUAGAGAGAGUGAGGAGGAAGCAGAACCCUCCGUGAGCUGCAUCCAGAAGAAGCCUGAGACAGACUGGUCUUCCUACCCAGUUGAGGAAGAGGCCAGCUCACAGCACAAGCCUUUGGAUGCUGGAGGAGACCUGGUACGAACAAAACAUGUCAAGAGCCAUUUUGUGAGGAACAAGCAGACCAUUUCUUCACGUCAGCCUAAAGGAAGGGUUAAGUCGUUCAAGGAGUGUGUUGGAAUUACAGAGAGUGAGGAACAAGCAGAACCCUCCGUGAGCUGCAUCCCGAAGAAGCCUGAGACAGACUGGUCUUCCUGCCCCGUUGAGGAAGAGGCCAGUUCACAGCACAAGCCUUUGGAUGCUGGAGGAGACCUGGUACAGACAGAACUUUCUGAGAGGAAGCUUAUGAAGCCCAAACAGACCAUUUCAACUUCCCAAAGAGCUCAAGAAAUGGUUAAGCCACCAACAAAGUCUUUUGGAAUUAGAGAGAGUGAGGAGGAAGCAGAACCCUCCGUGAGCUGCAUCCCGAAGAAGCCUGAGACAGACUGGUCUUCCUGCCCCGUUGAGGAAGAGGCCAGUUCACAGCACAAGCCUUUGGAUGCUGGAGGAGACCUGUCUGGAACUGCACAACCUGUCCAGAGCACAAAUAUGAAACAGAAUGCAUUGGAAAAGCAACGUAAAAUGCUCUGCACGCUGAAGCAAGAACUUUCCCGUGAAAUUUCCAAGAUAGACAAAUUGUUGGAUAUAUCAUCUCCUGGAGCUCACAGCCCUGACAGCAACUCCUCACUCAGUGAUGAAGAUGUAGAGGAAAAAAUUUCAUCACCACCACCUGGGAAAUCUUCAUCUAGAAAACGAUCUGGGAGUAAAACAGACUAUGAGCCAAGAAAACGUCAGACCAUUGGAAGUUCCUCAGAUGACUCACCUGAGGAGUCUGGUAAUACGGACUGCAGCGAUGUAGAUUACAUUCCAGGCACUGAUGAAAGCUCCUCUGAUCAGUCCGGAAGAAGUUUGCAGCCCAUUGCAAAGAAGCCUUUGCUUGUUCAAAGAUUUUCCAUCUCAUCUUCAAAGCAAGACAACACAGAGAGUACACAAAAUCUAACCGAAAACAGCAGCAAUAUGUAUGUGUUGCCUCCAUCAAAUUUAAAGGCUCAGAGGGUGUAUGACAAAAGGAACUUCUGUGCAUUUUGCUUUAAGCCAUCAUCCAAAAUUGCUCGCCAUCUGGAAAUAGUCCAUCGAAGCGAAGUGGAGGUUGCACAAGCUGUUCAGUAUCCAAAGGGUUCUAAAGCACGAAGAACAAGACUGAAUGUUCUGCGAAAUCGAGGAAAUUUUGUCCAUAAUGCCGAAGUUGUGAGAAGGGGAACAGGACAGUUAGUGGCAUGUUACCGACCUCGUGAACAAAGGGACGCGAAAGAUUUCAUCCAUUGUGCUCACUGCCAAGGACUUUAUUCUAAAAGGACUCUGUGGAGACACAUGAAAAACUGCCCAAAGAAGACACAAGAUUCUGAUGAAUCCCCCAUCGCAAGAAAGCGUGUUAGAUCUCUGUGUGCUCUUGCAACACCAGUUGGUCGGGAUAUAAGUGAGGGUUUAAAAAAGGUCCUGUCUCAAAUGACGUAUGAUGAUGUAUAUCAUACUGUCCAAAAUGAUAAGUGUAUUUUGCAGUUCGGUGAACACAUGUUCAAUCGGCAUGGGUCAGAUGUUAGCAAGCACGAUUACAUACGCCAGAAAAUGCGUGAAGUAGGAAGACUUCUCUUGGAAGCUCAAAAAUUAACCCCACUGAAAAAAAUGGAAGACUUCAUCAUACCUGCUAACUUCUCGCAUGUUGUAUCGGCAGUGAAAGUGGUGGCUGGAUACAAUCCUGAAAAGAACACCUACAGCAUUCCUUCACUGGCCCUCAAGCUCGGCCACAGUCUUCAAAAGAUCUGUAGCAUAGUUGAAAGUAAUGCUAUGAUAUGUGGAAACCAAACCAUGGCAGAACAAGCUAAGAAUUUCAGGAUCAUACACCAGGCCAGAUGGAAUGAGUUUAUCUCUGCAGGUGCAAUAACGACUCUCAAGGAAGCCAAGUGGAAUGUCCCACAGAUUUUACCAUUCACAGAAGACGUUAAGCUUUUGAAUGCUCACCUGGAAAAGAAACAAGAUGAGUAUGAGAAGCAACUAAGAACAAUCCCAACAGCUGACAGUUAUGCUUCCCUGGCUAAGGUAACACUUGCUUUAGCAAUCAUCUUUAAUAGGAGAAGAGCAGGAGAGGUGUCAAGAAUGGAUAUGUCUGCUUUCAUGUCAAGAAAUAAUGCAGAACUACAUGAAGAUAUUGCUCUUUGUCUACCAAAAUUUGAGCAAAAGAUGUGCCAGUUCUUUUCCAGAGUUGAGUUUCGUGGGAAACGAGGGAGAAUGGUUGCUGUACUUUUAAAACCAUCUAUGGUAGCAUCUCUUAAGCUCCUUGCUGAAAGCCGUGAGAAGUGUGGAGUCCCAAAAGAGAAUCCCUUUAUGUUCGCGAGACCUGGUGCAAUGUCUGCAUACAGAGGGGCAGAGUGUCUCCGCAAAUUUGCAAAUGAAUGUGGGGCCAAACAUCCUCAGGCACUCACAUCCACAAAGCUCCGUAAACAUAUUGCAACCAUGUCCCAAGUCUUGAAUCUGGAGGAAAAUGAGGCUGAUCAGCUUGCAGAUUUUUUAGGACAUGAUAUCCGCAUCCAUCGACAGUACUACCGUCUGCCACAAGGAACUUUGCAGCUCGCUAAAAUGAGCAAAGUUUUAAUGGCUAUGGAACGAGGAAUGCUGUCGGAAUUCAAAGGCAAAUCGCUGGAUGAAAUUGAAAUACACCCUGAUGAGAACCUGGUUCAUUCAGAAUGCGAACUGUCGAGUGAUGAUGAUGAAGACGAGCCUACAGACACAGUAGCAGCAGAAUCUAUUAAGCCCGCAGUUCCAGCUACUGAUCCUGAUUCCACAGCAUCUUCUAUAGCACCUAUCACACCCAAACAACCAGAUGCCACAAGAAAGCCAAAACGUAAGUGGGAAGACUCAGAGGUACGUGCAGUAGAGCGACACCUGAUAAGAUUCAUCCAGACCGGUAAAGUGCCUCAGAAGCGAGAGUGCAUCCAGUGUUUACUUGCAGAAUCACAUGUGCUAAGAGAGAGGUCAUGGACAGAUGUGAAAAAUUUUGUAAGGAACAGAAGCAUCACCUUGAAGAAACAAUUCAGCACCUCGUUAGUGUAAAAUGGGGUUAACGAAAAAAAAAGCCCUGUUCUGCUGUGCCCUUGGGUAUUUGACAAAACAGGAUUUGUCAGUUUAGCUAGAUAACUGAAGCCCAAAGUCAAGCCUGUCCAGUAGGAAAAGAGUUGUGGAACAUUCCUAUCACAUAAUCCUGAAUUUUGGGCUUAAGAUAUCUGGCUAACUGCUUUGUGAAAUAUACUUCCAGCUUUGUAAAAUACUAUCUUGUUGGCAAGUAUGUAGUUAAGUUUUUCUUCUUGUUCCACUUGAAAAGCAUUUUUAUGUAUCUUAUGUUUGUAGAUUAUCCUUGCUGUUAGAACAAAACCUUGUAUCCCCAAAUCACGUCACGAUGCUGCAGAAGAAGGAAAAAUGCCUUUACAUUGUCAAAGAAAGUUAAUUUGAUGAGAUUCUAUUCCAAAUAGUUUUGGAGCAUUUUAUUUUAGUUCAGUCAUCACAAAAUUUUUACACAAUGUAAGGCGCUUUUGAAUA